AUGGAACUAUUUGGAAUAAACAAAAAGAAUAAAAGAAAAGACUCGGACCCAGCUAUUUUAACAACAAGUUUACCGAGAAGAAAGUCUUCAGUCACAAGCGAAAGGAAUUCAACUGCAAUGAGAAGCUAUACUUCAAGAUCCUCAUCUAUCUGUAAUGAUGACGGUAGAAUAUCUCGUAAAUCCUCACUUGAUUAUACUGGACUUUCUGACCGCGACGUUGAAGACUUGUUUGAAAAAAUGCUUACAAGAAGAGGUAUUCAUGAUCCUUCAGCACGAUCUAUGAUGCUCAGCUUUCCCAUCGAAAAGAAAUUGUUGAUGCUCUCACAGGACAAACAAGCAGAUCUUACAAAUUCAAACACGACAUCACAAGAAAGUCUUGUGCAUGAAACAUCCAACUCAGAUAAAAGCUCACCAGAGUAUUAUAUUGACAAAUUUCUAGAACCUGACAUGAAGGGCGUCACCCCAAGGCUGAUUGCUCACUUAGCUGUCAGUUUAAGAACGAUGCCCCUAAGUUGGGUCAGACAGUUUAUUGAAUCAAGUGGUUUGCAGAUCAUUACGAACGUAAUUGGUGCAUUGAACAUGGGAGAGAAAAAGUCAGAAGCUGAUCUUCAAAUGGAAGUUGAAAUCUUGAAAUGCUUUAAAUCACUCAUCAACAACAGGUGGGGAGCACGCGAGGUCAUAUCCCAUCCACAGUGCAUCUACCACAUCGUUCUAUCUCUCGUAUCACCGCCUAUUCAGACUAGAAAGCUAGUUUGUGAAAUAUUGGCAUUUGUGUGUCACGUCGACUUACCCAAGGGCCAAGAGAUCGUACUCAAGGGUCUCGACAAAUUAAGUGAGCACAUGGGCGAGUUUGGGCGAUUCGAUGCCUGGCUUAAACUGCUCGAAGCUACCCUUGACGGUCGAGGUAAGAUGGGAAGUUUAGUAGGUGCCAGUGAAGACGUUCGAAAGUUUGCUGUGGGGGGUGAUAGCCAACUGAGCGAUUUUGCACUCUCCAACAUGAUGCUCGUCAAUUCGCUCGUGUCUGUGAUAGAGGAUGUCGAGAUUCGUGUUCAUUUACGAAACCAGCUGAAUGCAAGCGGACUAGACAGUAUUAUGCAAAAAAUGCUAGACUUUAAUAACGAACAGCUCAAGAGACAUAUCAGCAUCUAUAAACAGAUGAGUGAGAAUGAUAUGGAAGAGAUGAUGGAUAUUUAUAACGAGACUAUCUUGAAUAAUAUGAAUGACCCAAGAGAGUGCUUUGAGCGAAUUUUAGAUAAAGUAGAGGGAACUCGAAGCUACAAUUUCUUUUUAAGCACUCUUCAGCAUAUCCUCAUGAUUCAAGCACAAGGCGAUACUCAAGUACGUUAUUUUCAAAUACUCGAUAGACUCAUCACACAGGUGGUGAUGGACAGAAAGGGGUUAAAAAACGAUGAUUUUUCCUCUACAGGCUGGUCCGUAGCUAUGCUCAUUGACAAGUUUGCUGAACAAGAUCAGAUUAAUAAAUAUAUCCAAGAGGCAAAGGAAGCCAGGCAGCUAUAUGAAAAGACUGUUAAAGAAAAACAAGAACUAGAAACAGAGAUCAGCCUCAAAGGAGACGGACUAGUGGGACAGUUGCGAGAUAAGGCAAAUUCACUAGAAGACCUUUUGCGCAUAUCACGCCACACAAUUGCUACAUUACAAAGAAAAUUAAAAGACACGCAGAGAGAAUAUGAAAUGAAUAUCACCGCACUUGACCAGCAACUUCGUGAGAUAUAUAGUAAAGCAGCUGCGGCUAAUGAUGAUGUGGCGGCGAAUAAUGAAAACAGUAAUGACACUAGUGGCCAUUUUGUGUUGGGAAGGGAAGAAGUAACGAGAGCUUAUGAUAGACUUAAGGCACAAGCUAUACUAGAAGGAAAACCAGAGAAUGAUGAUUAUCAUAAUCUUCCUCGCGCAGAAGGAUUGUCUGAAAAGUUCAAGUCGUCACUUCAAGGGCAGUUAGGCAGCGGUCCUGUUGGUUUGGUCAUUCCUGGCACGGCUCCUCUAAUUGGAUCAACACGCCGUUCACCUGCAAAGAAAGCAUGGCAAGCAGAAGACGGUAAAUCAGACGGCGUCAAGAUAAACGUUGAUAUCAAAGAGCAAGUAGAUCAGCUUUUGAGCCAAGACGAACCUGUGUCAAGUGAUGAUCAUGCUGAUAAACCAAUCAGCGCAAUGGCUGCAGAGCUGGAGCAAAAGCUAAGGCAGUAUAAUAAUAAACCAGUGGUCGAGACUGUUACUACAGCCAGCCUACCAAGAACUAGUUCCAUCACAAUAGCAACAGCAACCCCUGAAAGUAACCCGUCAGAAAGAAAGCCUUUACUCUCAGAAGAUAAUAAAUCUCAAGCUACAGACCAGCCUUCUAGUAUUCCUAUUCCCCCACCACCACCACCACCACCACCUAUGCCACCUAUCUCUUCUAACCUUUCUUCCAAACCAGCAACUUCUGUAGCGCGUGUAUCUUCUGUUCCUUGUCCUCCUCCAGUUUCAUCAGCAUUUGUAGAGGUAACUGAGCAAAACAUACCAGUUCCUCCUCCUCCUCCACCACCACCUGGUCCUCAAAACGUACAGCUUGCGUCUAACCCACCUGAGGCUCCCCCUCUGCCAGGCGCGCUAGCUGCAGCUCCUCCUCCUCCUCCUCCUCCUCCUGUACCUCCAAGCGUGCCCAUGCCGCCACCUCCACCUGGCGCUCCGACUGCUCCGUUGGCACCUACUGGACCUAGUCGUAAAGUUAUCCGUCAUCAACCUAAUGUGAAAACACGCGCUAUUCAAUGGACCAAAUUACAUAGUAACGCAGUGAACAGAACCGUCUGGGGAUCCAGCGAUGUAGACGAACUAGCCUUAGAAGACGAAUUAGAAAACCUUGGAAUUUUUGAUUCUAUUGAAUCGCUAUUUGCACAAAAAGUAGUCCAGCCAAAGAAACGUGUUGUAAAAGAAGAAAAGAAGGAAAUUCGUAUUAUUGAUCAAAAGAAGGGAUACAAUAUGAAUAUUGCCAUCUUGGCCAGACUCAAGCAUCUAUCGUUAAAGCAGAUAACAAACGCAUUUUUGGCUGUGGAUGAUAGUCUACUUACGGAAAGCCUUCUAGUAAAUUUACAGCAGUAUGUACCAACACCUGAGGAACAGGGAAAGUUAUCUGUGUUUGUGAAGAGUGCCUCUGAGGAAGAACUAGUACAGUUAUCUAAGCCGGAUGCCUUCUGUGUUGAAAUGAUGAAGAUCGAUCGUUAUAAGGAAAGAGUUGACAAUUUGCUGUUCCGUACAAUGUUCAACGAAAGACAUCAAAGAUUAUCAAAGCACAUGGCCUCGGUAUUGAACGCAUCAGUCGCUUUGAAAGAAUCGACUUCAUUUAAAGAACUUUUGAAGCUUAUUCUUGUGCUUGGUAACUUUAUGAACGGCAAUACUUUCCAAGGUGGUGCAUUUGGUAUUCGAAUUGCCAGUAUCAAUAAGCUGGUAGAUACCAAAGGAACAGAGGGGAAUGUAACCUUGCUUCACUUCUUGGUUGACUCUGUUGAAUCAAAGAUACCUAGGUUACAUGGAUUUUUAAAUGACUUACAAGAAUGUGGGGACGCCUGUAAAGUGACACUACAAGACCUUGUGAAAGAAUACAACGAAAUCCGUGUAGGCCUGCAAAAGUUAAUUCAGGAAUUAGAUAACCACUACGAAGAAGGAUAUGAAGCCCCUGAAGGCGAUAAUUAUGCUCACGUCAUGAAGAAGUUUAGAGAUGAUGCUAUAGAAAAGUUUGAAGAACUUGAAGUUAGAUACACAUCCAUGGAUGUUGCUUACCGUGAUGUAGUCACCUACUUUGGCGAAAAUCCUGAUCAGAUGAAGCCAGAUGAGUUCUUUAGUAUUUUCAAGACAUUUACUUCUAGUUGGGAGCGUGCCAUGAGUGAUAAUUUAUCUGCAAAGAAGAAACUUGAAAGCAGAGAAAAGGCUAGACUUGCUGAAGAGGCGCGUAGAGAGAAAAUAAAGGCACAGAAACUACGAGGGGUGGUUACAAGCGAGGCAAUUUCUCCUGGAGUUGAUGAAGAUAAGAAUAUUAUGGAUAAUUUGCUUGACAAACUACGUGCUGGGGAGUUAGAUACAAGUCUAAAGAGAAGUAAGCAAGAAAGAAGCGCGAUAUCACGAGAAAAGAGAAUGCAAAAGAGUGAAUCUGUCGCUAUCUUGGCAGAAGAUUUACUGAAAAGCAUACAGUCGGAUGAAGAGAGUCCUUUACUGCGUUUUACGUAA
This is a messenger RNA of Rhizopus microsporus ATCC 52813, 4215 nucleotides long. RefSeq names its product actin-binding FH2. Gene Ontology annotation, biological process: barbed-end actin filament capping; actin filament bundle assembly; mitotic actomyosin contractile ring assembly. The record is from RefSeq and is a predicted model, not a curated record. The transcript has 15 exons. Gene Ontology annotation, cellular component: cell division site; mating projection tip. Bases 1 to 4215 code for a protein of 1404 amino acids. Gene Ontology annotation, molecular function: small GTPase binding; actin binding. NCBI's taxonomy places the organism in Eukaryota, Fungi, Mucoromycota, Mucoromycetes, Mucorales, Rhizopodaceae.